GUCCCUGGGCUCUGGCUACCUGGCCCACUCCCCGCGGAGACGCCAUUCUGAGAGGUCACCCACUUGCGACCCCAGCAAGUCCCAACACACGCCCGCCGAGUGACCGGCCAUGGAAGCCUCAGAUGCCUCCAGAAGCAAUGGGGCCAGCCCAGAAGCCCGGGAUGCCCGCAGCCCCCCGGGUCCAAACGGCACCCUGGAGAACGGGGCCAAGGCCGAAGGCCAAGAUGCCAAGACCACCAACGGGCACGGCGGGGAGGCGGCCGAGGGCAAGAGCCUGGGCGGCGCCCCGAAACCAGGGGAGGGCAAGAGCUCCCUGUUCUCGGGGAACGAGUGGCGGCGGCCCAUCAUCCAGUUUGUGGAGUCCGUGGACGACAAGAGCUCCAGCUACUUCAGCAUGGACUCUGGGGACGGCAAGAGGUCCCCCUACGCCGGGCUCCAGCUGGGGGCUGGCCGGAAGCCGCCCCUCUCCUUUGCCGAGAAGGGGGAGCUGCGCAAGUCCAUCUUCUCGGAGCCCCGAAAGCCCACGGUGUCCAUCGUGGAGCCCGGGGAGGCCCGGCGGAACAGCUACCCCCGGGCUGACGGCGGCCUCCUCCUGCGCUCCAAGUCGGGCUCCGAGGAGGUCCUGUGUGACUCCUGCAUCGGCAACAAGCAGAAGGCCGUCAAGUCCUGCCUGGUGUGCCAGGCCUCCUUCUGCGAGCUGCACCUCAAGCCCCACCUGGAGGGCGCCGCCUUCCGCGACCACCAGCUGCUCGAGCCCAUCCGGGACUUCGAGGCUCGCAAGUGCCCUGUGCAUGGCAAGACCAUGGAGCUCUUCUGCCAGACGGACCAGACUUGCAUCUGUUACCUCUGCAUGUUCCAGGAGCACAAGAAUCACAGCACCGUGACUGUGGAAGAGGCCAAGGCAGAGAAGGAGACAGAGCUGUCACUACAAAAGGAACAGCUACAACUCAAGAUCAUCGAGAUCGAAGAUGAAGCUGAGAAGUGGCAGAAGGAGAAGGACCGCAUCAAGAGCUUCACCACCAGUGAGAAGGCUAUCCUGGAGCAAAACUUCCAGGACCUGGUGCGGGACCUGGAGAAGCAAAAGGAGGAAGUGAGGGCCGCAUUGGAGCAGCGGGAGCAGGAUGCCGUGGGUCAGGUGAAGGUGAUCGUGGAUGCUCUGGAAGAGAGGGCCAAGGUGCUGCACGAGGACAAGCAGACCAGGGAGCAGAUGCAAACCAUCAGUGACUCGGUGCUAUUUCUGCAGGAGUUUGGUGCACUGAUGAGCAAUUACUCCCUCCCCCCACCUCUGCCCACCUACCAUGUUCUGCUGGAGGGGGAGGGCCUGGGACAGUCACUUGGCAACUUCAAGGAUGACCUGCUCAAUGUGUGCAUGCGCCAUGUUGAGAAGAUGUGCAAGGCAGACCUGAGCCGUAACUUCAUCGAGAGGAACCACAUGGAGAACGGAGCUGACCAUCGCUACAUGAGCAGCUACACUAACAGCUACGGCAACGAGUGGAGUGCGCCCGACACCAUGAAGAGAUACUCCAUGUACCUCACGCCCAAGAGUGGGGCCAGGACAUCGUACCAGCCAGGGUCCCCCAGCCGCCUCUCCAAGGAGACCAACCAGAAGAAUUUCAACAAUCUGUAUGGCACCAAAGGUAACUACACCUCCCGGGUGUGGGAAUACUCCUCCACCAUCCAGAACUCAGAUGAUGGGCCUGCAGUCCAAGGCAGCUCCUCCUUCUCCCUGAAAGGCUAUCCUUCCCUCAUCAGGAGCCAGAGCCCCAAGGCCCAGCCCCAGACUUGGAAAUCUGGCAAGCAGACUUUGCUGUCUCACUACCGGCCAUUCUAUGUCAACAAAGGCAACGGGAUGGGGUCCAACGAGGCCCCGUGA
This is a messenger RNA of Enhydra lutris kenyoni (northern sea otter), 1873 nucleotides long. RefSeq names its product tripartite motif containing 29. The transcript is spliced from 9 exons. Lineage: Eukaryota; Metazoa; Chordata; Mammalia; Carnivora; Mustelidae. Gene Ontology annotation, molecular function: zinc ion binding. Bases 110 to 1873 code for a protein of 587 amino acids. The record is from RefSeq and is a predicted model, not a curated record.